AAGAAGCUGUAAACAUUUCGCGUGAAGUGGUGGACAGAGAAAGGGCGACUGAGUGGUGGGGGCGUCCUUCGCAAUCCAUAUUGCAAAAAGUGGUGCAGUGCAUGCAGCAAGUUUGAAUGGAAGUAGAGUGACUAAAGGACUGUAGAAGGCUUCUACGCACGCAAUCCUGUACUAGAUCCAUUCUGCGUUGCCGAAUAAACUCUUAGAUUGCCGUGGCCGCUUUAGAUAUGCAAGUAGUGGGGGCAGGUUAUGGGAGAACUGGCACCACCAGUCUAAAGGAUGCAUUGGCACAGCUGGGGUUUGGCCCUUGUCAUCACAUGACUGAGGUCUGGGAGAAGGGCCAGAUCUUCAUGUGGCCAGACAUUGAGCGAACGAGGCAAGAGCGAGGCAGGGCGGACGCCCACAAACUAGAGGAAGCGUUGAGGGGCUAUCGAUCUUGUGUUGACUGGCCCACGUGCCGCUACUGGCGGGAGCUAUCUGAGCUGUACCCCAAUGCCAAGAUCCUCCUCUCAGUGCGCGAUUUCGACGGCUGGUACAAGAGUGCGAGGGGCACCAUCUACAAGUUUGGAGAGACGAUCAAGCGAAAGCACAAGCGUUUCCCAUGGUUGUUGCUCCUGCGAAGAGAAGCCUCUGCCUGGGCAAGCAUGCAUGAGAUGCUAUGGGGGAAGACAGGGGACUUCGAGGGCUGCUUCGAAGAUAAAGAAGCGGCGCGCAGGAUCUACGAGAGGCACAUAGAGGAGGUGAAAGCGGCCAUUUCAGCAGAGCGCUUGCUAGUGUUCGACGUACGAGACGGUUGGGAACCGCUGUGCAAGUUCCUCGGGGUGGAAGUACCCAACACUCCCUUUCCCUACAAAAACACAACCACAGAAGCUGCUGAUUGGAGGUCCAUGGACACCUUGGACUACGUUUAUGUGGGGCUUCCGAUGAUUGCUGUGGGGGCUGCUAUUUGGGCCGUUCUGCGAGAACAGAGGGCUCAGCGAGCGUGAUGUAACAUAUGAUGCCCGUAGGGCGAUGUGUUCGGUGCGACAAAACAGCUGCUAGGAGCACUGACCACUUGCGCUUCCAGGUUUUGAACUGACAAGCGAUGAGGCUUUAACAUUGGCCUAGCAAAGUGGGAUAUAGAAGGCACGCAGAUCUUUCCAAUAGCUUCCAAUUAGUUGCGGCAGAAUUUGUUUAUUCUAUAUACUUUGUGUUGUUUCCAAACAUAGCACUGAGGGCCGUGUGUCUGGCAAUACGCUGACAAAAAUUGACAGCAAUACAUAGGUUGAGCUCUAAAAUUUAGGUUGUCGCUCUACAUUCAGGGACGAUGAGUGUAUCAUAGGCCGCGCUCGCAUCAAUUCUCGGUGCACUAAUAAUAGCUGCAGAUCAUUUGUUCUAGGCUAACCAUAUGUUCAGAUAGUUUUCAAAGUCGACUUAGAAAGCUAAUGGUGCCACUGAGUCAAACUCUUGUGCAUGAUAGCUAUAUUGACUGCAUCAAUUGGAGAAGCCGCA
Molecule: messenger RNA, 1491 nt
Organism: Klebsormidium nitens
Lineage: Eukaryota; Viridiplantae; Streptophyta; Klebsormidiophyceae; Klebsormidiales; Klebsormidiaceae
Source: the annotation of a GenBank genome assembly